Molecule: messenger RNA, 336 nt
Organism: Colletotrichum lupini
Lineage: Eukaryota; Fungi; Ascomycota; Sordariomycetes; Glomerellales; Glomerellaceae
Exons: 1
Source: RefSeq, a predicted model, not a curated record
UUUUUAGUACUUUUUACGAUACUUUCUUUAUUAAUAAAUACUAUUUCGAGACCCCGUCGUUUUUUUUUUAAGCUAAGAAGUAGGAUUAUAAAGCGUAAAAUUAUUAAUAAAAAGGCCCUCGAGUACUUUUUAUAUAAUAGCGUUAAGGACCCCGUUAAAGUAAUUUUAAACGAGCUUAGGAAGGUAAAAGAAGUUAAGACUAUGUUCGAUCUAAGUAAUAGAAUCGUUUUUAAGAACUACUUAUAUAUACUUAGUAACGUAGCUCCGGAGGUUAUAGAACGCAACCUCUUAUUAAUACCCCCCUCUAUAUUAUAUAAUCGUAGAGUCGAUUUUUAA